AUGGCUUAUUCCGAUGGUUACGUCGUUCAACUUCUUAUGAAUAUACCUAUUUACCUUCAUCAAUAUGUAGCUCCUAUCUUAUCGUGGAGAAAAAAUGUUUGUGUUCUCUAUUUUCUUGUUUGUCUCCUUUCAAAUUCCAUUUUUAUCAAUGCAUCUUUAUUGGGAACGAUCUUUACUACUGGAUUUCAAAUCGAUUUGACAGAUUCGAAUGAAUUUCUAUGUAAAUUUUUUUAUUACAUUACUUUUCUUACAUCUAUCUACUAUCCGGUAACACUUAUUCUUGCUUCAAUUGAUCGUCUCUUGGUUUCAUCACAAAAUGUUAGCGUACGCUUGUAUAGUUCUAAACGUUUAGCUUAUCUUAAUAUUAGUAUCAAUACGGCUCUAUGUAUUGUGUUUUCUUUACAUCUAUUCAUCAAAGUUCAUAUUCAACGAAUACGUCCAACAGUAUACAAAUGUUAUUACGAUCAAUCUUCUUCAUAUCUGAAUUUUUUCAUUUAUUCAACAUUAUUAAUCAGUGUUCUUCUACCGCUGAUUAUGAUUCUCUUAUCAGUUCUUGCUUUUAAGAACGUUCGCCGCAUUCAAGCAAUUGCUCGUCAGCGGCGUCAGGGCAUCCGAUCUAUGAAUAAGAAAGAUUUUCAACUGCUCCGAUGUCUUUAUGUUCAUAAUAUUAUCUAUAUUAUUUGCAGUGCAUUAAUUGUCAUUGCCAUCGGCUAUGGCUUAAGAUUAAAAUAUGAGACAUCAACAGCUGUGGAACUAGCCAUUCAGAAUUUCUUGAUGGGUUCUGGCGUUUCGAACGGAGGUGAAACGUGUGAUCCUCAAAAUUUGCCAUAG
This is a messenger RNA of Adineta ricciae, 831 nucleotides long. NCBI's taxonomy places the organism in Eukaryota, Metazoa, Rotifera, Eurotatoria, Adinetida, Adinetidae. The record is from the annotation of a GenBank genome assembly.